AUAACUUUGGUCAAGCUACCAAAGUCACCAAACCAAAGCUUGGUCUCUGAUUUCACAGACCCUUCCAACUCAGCAAUUUUCACAGGCCUCCAAGGAUGAAUAUCUUCCACUUACUCCUGGCCACCCUGCUGGUCUCCCUGUGCUUCCUCACUGCCUACAGCCACCUGGCUGAGGAAAAGCCCAAGGAUGACAGGAGCCUAAGGAGCAACUCCUCUGUGAACCUUUUGGAUUUCCCUUCUGUCUCUAUUGUAGCACUGAACAAGAAAUCCAAAAAGAUCAGCAGAAAAGAGGCAGAAAAGAAGAGAUCUUCCAAGAAAAAGGCUUCGAUGAAGAACGUGGCUCGUCCCCAUCCCCCGCCGCCCAACCCCUGCGUGGCCACUCGCAACAGCUGCAAGUCCCCGGCACCCGCCUGCUGUGACCCCUGCGCCUCCUGCCAGUGCCGCUUCUUCCGCAGCGCCUGCACCUGCCGCGUUCUCAGUCCCAGCUGCUGAGCGCGCCCAGCGGCCUCCAGGGGGUUUGCUGAGUAUCUAAGAAGUACGGCUUUGGGGAUCCCUGGGUGGCUCAGCGGUUUGACGCCUGCUUUUGGCCCAGGGUGCGAUCCUGGAGUCCCGGGAUCGAGUCCCAUGUCAGGCUCCGGCGUGGAGCCUGCUUCUCCCUCUGCCUGUGUCUCUGCCUCUCUCUCUCUCUUUCUCUUUCUCUCUGUCUAUCAUGAAUAAAUAAAUAAAAUCU
Messenger RNA from Nyctereutes procyonoides (raccoon dog), 729 nucleotides. RefSeq names its product agouti signaling protein (gene ASIP). Lineage: Eukaryota; Metazoa; Chordata; Mammalia; Carnivora; Canidae. The transcript has 4 exons. The coding region runs from base 96 to 491 and encodes 131 amino acids. Gene Ontology annotation, biological process: hormone-mediated signaling pathway; melanosome organization; positive regulation of melanin biosynthetic process. The record is from RefSeq and is a predicted model, not a curated record. Gene Ontology annotation, cellular component: extracellular region. Gene Ontology annotation, molecular function: melanocortin receptor binding; neuropeptide hormone activity.